This is a messenger RNA of Saitoella complicata NRRL Y-17804, 1869 nucleotides long. RefSeq names its product P-loop containing nucleoside triphosphate hydrolase protein. The transcript has a single exon. The record is from RefSeq and is a predicted model, not a curated record. Gene Ontology annotation, cellular component: membrane. Bases 1 to 1869 code for a protein of 622 amino acids. NCBI's taxonomy places the organism in Eukaryota, Fungi, Ascomycota, Saitoellomycetes, Saitoellales, Saitoellaceae. Gene Ontology annotation, molecular function: ABC-type transporter activity; ATP binding; ATP hydrolysis activity.
AUGACUUCUCUCGACAUAGACAUCGAAGCCAAACCCCUCACAACCACAAUCCACGCCCUCUCCUCCCUCUCCUGGCACAACAUCUCCUUCUCCACCCCCACCAAACAAAUCCUCACCUCCAUCUCCGCACACGUCCCCCGCGGUGAAAUCCUCGCCAUCCUCGGCUCCUCCGGUAGCGGAAAAACGACGCUUCUCAACAUCCUUGCUCAGAGGAACCAGAAUGGGGGAAAGACGACCAUUGGGGGUGAUAUGUGGGUUAAUGGGGGAGUUAGGUUGACUGGGGAGGUGGUUAGGGAGGUUGGGACGUAUGUCGAGCAGGAGGAUGCGUUGCUUGGCUCGCUUACUGUGAGGGAGACAUUGGAGUUCGCUGCUCGGCUGGCGCUUCCCGACCUCUCCCGCGCUCUUCGUGCUGAACGUGUUACAACUCUCCUCCGUGCAUUCGGUCUUACGGAGCAGGCUGAUACCCAGAUCGGUACGGCUCUUGCUCGCCGGAAGGGUAUCUCCGGCGGGCAGAAACGGAGGGUGAGCGUCGCGUGCCAGAUCAUCAGUAUGCCUCGCUUGGUCUUCCUGGAUGAACCCACGUCUGGCCUCGACUCGGCCGCUAGUCGCGAGGUCAUUUCUCACCUUCAAUCAUUUGCCCGUGCGCAUGGGAUGAUCAUCGUCUGCUCCAUCCAUCAACCAUCCUCGGCCACCUUCGGCCUAUUCGACAAAACUCUCCUACUUUCGCGUGGGAAACAGAUCUAUUUUGGACGGGUGGGUGAGGUCGAGGAGUAUUUCCACAGGAUUGGAAAGCCGGUUGGGAAGGGUGUGGGUAUUGCUGAUCACAUGCUCGACGUUACGAACGUGGAUUUUUGGGGAGAUGAGGAGGAGGGAAAUCGUCACGUCGAGGAGAUGGCCAACGCAUGGUCCUCCUCCCCCGAAGCCUCCACUCUCGAACACCUCCUCACAGCCCCCUCCCCUGCCUCUGCCUCCCACCUCCCACGCUCCUCAAGCCGCAACCAUCACUCAACCUUCUGGCACCAAAUCCUCACCCUAACUCACCGCACCCUCCUCAAAUCCUACCGCGACCCUCUUGCCUACACGAUCCGCUUCUUCAUGUACCUCGCCCUUGCCCUCCUCAUGGGUACGACGUUCCUCCGUCUCCCCGCAACCCAAUCCUCCCUCCAAUCCCUCACGAACGCGAUCUUUUUCGGAGGUGCGUUUAUGUCAUUCAUGCAAGUCGCCGCUAUCCCAUCCGUGUUGGAGGAUUUAGUGAUGUGGGGACGCGAGGGCACCGGGAGGGGAGGCGGGGAGGGAUUGUACGGGCCUGGAGCGUUGUUGGUUAGUGGCGGGGUCGUUGGUGUGGGCUUUUUGGGGGGGAUUGUGGUGGUUGUUGGGGUCGUUAGUUAUUGGAUGAUCGGGUUUCAGCCUACGGCGGUGGGGUUUUGGAAGUAUGUUAUGUGGUUGUUUUUGGAUUUGUACGCUGCGGAGUCGUUGGUCGUGCUCAUCUCGGCCAUCAUACCCAUUUUCGUUGGGGCGUUGACGAUUACGGCGUUCGUUAAUGGGCUCUUCAUGGCUGUGGGAGGCUUCCUGGUCUCGCCAAAUCAGUUGAAUGUGUUUUGGAGGUAUACAUUCCGGUACAUUGAUUAUCAGCGCUAUGUCUUUGAGGGUAUGAUGAAGAACGAGUUUGCGAAUAGGAGGUACUCUUGUGAGGGACAAAGGUGUAUUUACGACAAUCCAUUGGCCGGGGAGGGAUAUAUCUCCGGACAAACGUUCUUGGACCAGAACGGGUAUGGGAAUGUGAAUGAGGGAAAGUGGGUUGCGGUGUUGCUUGGGAUCAUUCUGGGGAUGAAGUUGCUGACCUGGGUUAUUUUGAAGGCGAAGAAAUAG